GUGAAAGUUUUGCGAUCGAGCUGGACACUUUCAUGAACGUUGGCCUACAUAAUACUGAGAAUUAAAUCAAGAUCACGAUGAUUUGGGUGAAAAGUCAACUGCCUGUGCUCUUCGUGGCAUCUCUGCUCCUAAAUGUCGGAGGUGCAGCAGAAGACGCGGCGGAGGUUCCUCAGGGGAUACCACCGCCGGAACCAUGCAGCCCCCAACCACAGAGCUGUAACACCGGCUGUCACGUGAUCGUAGGUCCUCCUGGACCACCAGGGAUCCCAGGAGUCCCAGGGGUUCCGGGUCAAGGAAUCGCAGGUCCCAGGGGAGAGAGUGGACAGAAUGGGAAGACUGGCGAGAGAGGAGAACCUGGAGCGGAGGGGGAGGCUGGGAAAGGUGAGGGACCACCUGGACCACCUGGAGCUAAGGGAGAUCGGGGAAUUCCGGGGCUGGAUGGAUAUAAAGGAAGUCCUGGUUUUGUUGGUUAUCCAGGAGAAUCAGGAGUACCAGGAGAAACCGGUCGCAGAGGUUUACCUGGGCCAAAGGGUGCUAGAGGUGAUGGGUUGGGACAGAAAGGGGAACCGGGACCCCCCGGACCUGCCGACGGGGAGAAAGGGGCAAGAGGGGACCGUGGAUAUCCAGGAGCGAAGGGUGAACGUGGUUUUCGGGGACUAUCUGGUGAACGGGGCGCCAUUGGUCGGCCGGGGCCUGCUGGUCUGCAGGGCGCCAGGGGGCCAGCAGGUCCUAGAGGCGACAAUGGUCUUCCUGGAGAAUCUGGCUUUACGGGAGAUAGGGGUCGCAAAGGUAUGAAGGGGGAUCCAGGACAACUGGGGGCGAGAGGACAGAAGGGACAAAAAGGAGAUCCCUAGAUCCACUGGCACUGUCGAACAGCAGGACCCAGCGGAAGCCUUUUAGACCUCAUGGUAGAUUGGGUGCUCCUUAAAGACGAAGGCUUAGUUUCAUGAACUGCAACAGGCACUAGUUUAUUCUGAUACAGGUUGUCACCAUGUUGACCCUCAUGGGCCAAAGGAAUCACACUCAUCAUAUUUGAGGGGAAAUAUGGGACUAGCAAUGAGGUACAUCAAAAGUACGAGGCACGUGUGACAGUGCCAACAUUCAUACAGUAAUAGUGUGUGUUUUUAUUUAAAGGGUUCUUACGUGAACUUUUUGGAGGAACAUAUCUCUGAUCCUCUUGAACACAUGAAACUUAUUUGACAUGCGUUUUUGUUCAUGUUAUUGAAAAGUACACUUCUUUAAAACCUUUUCAACAAAUUCCUUGUUUUGCAGACAACUGAGAGCGCUGUUGAUGUGAUGUCACUUCAGGAAGAUUCCGUUCAGUUUAGCGCCUUUCUGUUCAAAUUUUCAACCCAAACAUUAUUAUGCUUUGCCUUAUUUAAAAGAUUUGUGAAAUAACUUUGCUCAUUAAGUU
Molecule: messenger RNA, 1414 nt
Organism: Patiria miniata (bat star)
Lineage: Eukaryota; Metazoa; Echinodermata; Asteroidea; Valvatida; Asterinidae
Product: collagen alpha-1(I) chain-like
Exons: 2
Coding region: 78-854 (258 amino acids)
Source: RefSeq, a predicted model, not a curated record